AUGCAUGGCAGCCACGAGGUCUUUGAUUUGUUCGAUAGCGGUGAUCUCCACAUGGAGACUUCUUGGCCGAUUUUCUUGCACGGAGAUGAAGGCACGACGUACAAAAGGGACGGAUGUAUGGUCUUCAGCGUUCACUCCUGCAUUGGAUGCGGCACUGCCAGCCACAGAUGUGGGCCUGUCGUGAACGAUGAGAUGAAUGAGGGAAUUAACUUCGCAGGGCACGCGUUGGAGACACGGUUUUUGCUUGGUGCUUUGCUCAGGGAAGAGUACCGGGAUGACCACGAGGUAUACUUGCAGUUCAUGGAGCUGCUGGUGAAUUCAGUGGACGCUGCUUCUCGCAGGGGUGUGCCUUUGCUGUCAGGUGACUUGCUGCAUCCCAUCCCUCUUGGGAACAAGGGCGACUGGCCUUACCUGGCAACUUCAGCCAAUUUGUUUCGCUCCUACCGGAACGUUCCCAAGGCCCCAUCAUCUCGGGUGGCCUGCACUGGGAUCUGCCACCUGUGUCUUGCUGGCAGACCCAACUUUGAUUAUGAGAAUAUGUCAGAUACUGCUCCCUAUGCAGCGACCUUUGCAACGGAAGACCCUUGGGACGAGGAAGCGGUUUUCACUCGAGUUCUGAUGCACGAGAAGGAGCGAAAGUGUUUCUUCCACAAGGUGGACCUUUUCCACACAAUCACCCUUGGCAUGGGCAAGAGCUACGCUGCUUCAUCUUUGGCCAUGCUGCAGGAGGUUCUUCCGGGUUCGAGCAUCGAUGAACGCAUGGGAGAGAUGUCAGCAUUGUACAUCGAGUACUGCAAAGAUCCUUGCUUUUGCUGUGUCAGUUUUCUUACUUUACAUGUGCUGCUCAGUGGCCAAGAUCUUUAA
This is a messenger RNA of Durusdinium trenchii, 864 nucleotides long. NCBI's taxonomy places the organism in Eukaryota, Dinophyceae, Suessiales, Symbiodiniaceae. The record is from the annotation of a GenBank genome assembly.